This is a messenger RNA of Tigriopus californicus, 1416 nucleotides long. Its product is annotated as cofilin/actin-depolymerizing factor homolog. Gene Ontology annotation, molecular function: actin filament binding. Gene Ontology annotation, cellular component: actin cytoskeleton; cytoplasm; actin cortical patch. The coding region runs from base 205 to 654 and encodes 149 amino acids. The record is from RefSeq and is a predicted model, not a curated record. NCBI's taxonomy places the organism in Eukaryota, Metazoa, Arthropoda, Copepoda, Harpacticoida, Harpacticidae. The transcript has 3 exons. Gene Ontology annotation, biological process: actin filament fragmentation; actin filament severing; cell motility.
CCUCUUCGUUCUCCUGUUGAGGCUCAGUGGUCUGAGAGUGUGGCUGGGUGAAUCGCAGGGUGUCCGUCGUCUGUCUGACUGUCUGUGUGGAUUCGGUUGGUUGGAUCGCCCCUUGAUCCUCAUUCGCCUUCUGUCCGUACUCGUGGUUGAGCCUGCUGCUGACCCGCCCCCUUCCCGCCCCUCCGCUCACCUCCGCUCUGCAAGAUGGCGAUGUCCGGUGUGAAACUCACCAAUGAGUGCCAGAAUACGUAUCAGGCCAUUCAAAAGGACAAGAAAUUCCGUUAUGCCAUCUUCAAAAUUGCCGACGGCGAGAUCUGUCUGGACAAGACGGGUGAUCGCGCCAACACCUACGAGCAAUUUUUGGAUGACCUCCAAGUCAAAGACGGUGAGAACGACGAUUGCCGUUAUGCCGUGUAUGAUUAUGAUUACGUUCAACAAGCCGAGGGCACGGAGGCCUCUUACCGGUCCAAGUUGUUCCUGAUGUCUUGGUGUCCGGAUUCGGCCAAAAUCAAGAAGAAGAUGAUCUACUCGUCCUCGUUCGAUACGCUGAAAAAGGCGUUCGUGGGCGUGCACAAGGUGAUCCAGUCCAACGGCGUGGACGAGCUCGAGCAAUCCUACAUCGAAGGCAUCCUCAAGUCCACUGACCGGAAAUAGAGCCGACCGGUUGGCCACACAUAGAACAACAACAACAACAAACUUGAGCACCCUCCUUCACCUUUCGUGUCAUUGUCCAACUCGUUGAGUGAGGAGGUUCUUCCCUAAAGGAGUCGAUGAUUGAGCUCCUCUCCAUUUCCCGGUCAUUCUCGCACUCGUUCCGGAGAAAAGAGAUCAGCUGAAUGAGCGAUUCUUUUACGAACCAAAAAAAAACACAUUACAAAACUCAUUUGUCCAACACCGUUAAUCAUGUGAACAAGCGCGGCGGAUUCGUCCACAUCAGUAUCAAUUCCAUCACCACCAACUUACCAACCAAUCCAUGACCACCCCGAUUUUAUUUUUCUAACGCUUUUCUCGCCCCCACCCCUCCCUGCCCCCCUCCGAAAGAAAUCUGUGCGCAAAACCAAGGAAUCCAUCGUUUUUUUUGGCCUGGGCUAACCUAACCCUCUCGGAUACCCAUCUUUUGAAGGCAUUUUUUUAUGGCCGGUUAUUCCUGGAAAUCGGUGGAAACGCUGGAAGCAUUCCGAAUACCACCCACCACCACAUGUCGGUCCUUUAGAUACAUCUUGGGCCGACGGCCCCACCAUUUUUAUAUGAAAAUGUCUUUGUACGACCCCAUUUCCCCCCUCAACAAACAAAUUGAUCAUAGUCCAUGUCCAUUAUUAAUGAUCGUGUAAGCGAGCCAAUCGUCUGCUGCAUUUGCUAUUGAAUACCAAAUAUUUUUCAAGGGAUAUUAAUAAAUCUGUUCUGGUGUCAAAUCUA